UUUUUUAGUGAUUACUCUGAUCUUUUGGAAAUUCUUGAAGAACAACCAACUAAAUGUUUAACUCCUGAUAAUAAAAGAAUGGUUUUCUUCUAUGAUCGUUCAAAACGUUUACGUCGUGGUUAUAUCACAAAAAAAGUAAAUGAAAGCAGUGUUUUAAUCAAAGACUUUGACGUUCUGGAUAUCCAAGACUAUUUGGUUUUAAACAAUCUUGUUUUUGAUGUUCCUGAAAAUUUUCCAAUUUGGCAAUUUCCAGCUUGUCAGUUUCCGGCACAGAUUGUAAAUGCGGAUAUGAUUCAAAUUCGCCGUUUCUGGAAGGAAGGAACUGAGUUUUCGGUUAUUGUUAAUGAGAUAAUUAAUGGCCAGAAAUGUUUUUGUCGUCCACUUCCAAUUAAUUCAAUGGAUGUUGUUGAUUUUUGAUUAUAUUUAAAAUAUAUAUU
Messenger RNA from Meloidogyne enterolobii, 437 nucleotides. The record is from the annotation of a GenBank genome assembly. Lineage: Eukaryota; Metazoa; Nematoda; Chromadorea; Rhabditida; Meloidogynidae.